CGGCGGGGAGGGAGAAGCGGCGGAGGCGGGAGCUCAGCGGCGCCCCUGGCGGCGGCCGGCGCAGGUGCAGGUCCCGGAGGAGGCUCCGCCCGCAGCCCAGACCCCCGCGGGGUGGGCGGGACGCGGACCCUGAGACCCGCAGCGCCUGACCGGGGCGGGAGCCCCUCUCCUCCCCCUCGGGCACGUCCCCGGCCGAGCCUUCCCGCCCUCCUCUGGGGCUCCCACCUCCCCUUCACCCGCGGGGGUCCCGAUUUCCGCGUCUCCUGGGCCCCUCCCUGGGCAGGGGGUGCAGCCGGAAUCCAGGGGUGACCUGCUGGAGGACUUGGUGGCCAGGGAAUCACCGUGGGAGGCCGGUCCUGUGACCCCAUAAUGGGUUCUCUGCGCUCCUGGACGGGCCCAUUGGUCGCAUCGGGGCAGGGGAAUCGCAAUAAGGAGAAUGUAAUUCAUGCAGAGUCCGCUGCGGGGGAGACCGGAGUUUUAUUAUUACUCAAAUCCGUCUCCCCAAAAACGUGGGUAUCCGAGUUUUGAAGGAUGAUAUGGUGGGUAGGCGGCCAGUGAGUCAGGAGUGCUGACCGGUCCGGUUGGAGAUGAAGUCUUGGGGAGUCGAAGCUGUCUUCCUAACCCUAACCCAGUUCCUGGGUGGGGGCCACAGGACCAGAUGAGCCAGAUUGUGGAUCUGGGUGGUGCCAGCUGAUCCAUUGAGUACGGGGUCUGUAAAGUAUCUCAAACUCUGAUCCUAGGUUCUACAGUAGUGCUGUGAUCCCCGGGAGCAAUUUAGGGGCUGGCGGGGUCAGAAUCUUACCUCCUCCAGCUGCAUGACUCCUAAAACAUAAUUUCUAAUCUUGCAGCUAAUUUGUUAGUCUUGCAAAGGCAGUCUGGUCCCUAGGCAGGAAGGGGGCUUGUUCAGUCUUGAUCUGUAAACUGUUUCUCUCCAGAUUAGUUUAGGCUAAGCCCAGGGAUGCGCAAGGGCAGCUUGGAGGUUAGGAGCCAGGUGGAGUUGGUUAGGGUCAGAACUCCUUCACUGUCAUCAUAUUCUCAGCUAUGACUUUUGCAAAGGUGGUUUCAGUUCCAUGCCUGCCCCUCAGAAUCCUGUCUCCCUCUUGUGCCCUGCAGUUUCUUCCUCCCUAAACCGUCCAUGGUUUAAAGAAGCUUCCAAAAUACCUUCCACAGGAAAUUCAAGCCCCACCCCACUCCGCAGUGACGUGUGGCCUUUGAUAGGAGGUCACAGAGCCUUGUGGGGAGUUUGUGUAGGCAGCCCUCGAUGUCUCAGAGCAGGCUCUACCCACAUCCACCCCUGGCUUGCCGGGACCCAGCCAUAGUUUGGUCUAAGUGGCCUGGGAUGUGGUUGGGCUGGCGGCGACCUGUUGAGGGGUGGGUGGAGGGUGGGGGGUUGGUGUGCAAUUUGGGGAGGCCCAGGAGUGACUCCAAGCAAGGGCGAGGGCUAGCUCUUUUUUUUUUUAGCUGCAAUGGGUAGGGAGGGGCUGAUGGUUCUGGAGCUCGGUGUUUGAGAUGUUAAGUCCGCUGAUGCUCCUGGCUGAAUAAAGGCCAAAUAAAGCCCUUUCUUUCCUCAACUCGAUGUCUGAAGGUUUUGUCUGUGGCUCGUCCUGGUACAAUUUCUAACGUUACCAGUAAUUUUAAAGCUAGCUUAUUAAAGAUUCUACUUAAGUCACAUGAACGUGAAAAGCAUUUAGGCUUAUUAUUUAAUUUAUGAGUACUCUUUAAGUGUAAGCUAAAUUUGGUAACUUGUGGCCAAAAACACAUAACGAAAUAUGUGUAUGUGCACAUACACACACAUACACACUCAAGCAAAAGUAUGGCUUUUACUUCAGAACUCUAGCUAUGAGAUAGUAAUACAAAUUCAUUGGUUUACACAAACAAUAAAAAGAAAUGGUUGGAUGCAAACAGUGGAUUUUAUCUCUGUAGAAAAGUAACAGCAGACUUAAAGCAGGCAGAAAAGAAAGCAGAAAAAGAACUUAAGAACAUUAUAUUAAUAAUUGCGGGCCCACCUUCGGGCUCUGAUUUUUCCUUUAUGUAAUUUGCAAUUUGUAAUUCAUGAUCCUUGUGCCUGAGGGCUCACUCCUGCUACUUAGUCCACAAUUCCCCGUCCCUGUGAAGGCGCACCCAGGCCUGACAGCCCCAGACUUGGCUUUGCCAGCCCUCCAGGUCUCUCCUGCAUGGCUAGGACCCAACGCCUAGGUCAUCCAGCACUCACCCCAACCAAAGCCAUGGGAAAUGCUGGGACCCGGGAGGUAGAGGGUGGCACAUGUGUGCCCUGUGCGCCGAAGCUCCCCCGUCAGGCCCUGGAAUCCUCCCUGUGUCUCAACACACUCCCCUCUGGGGAGUCACUUCUCCCCAGAGUCCCCGUUCCUGGGCCUGGAGGGCUGCUUUGGGGCAGGAAACUUUGGCCACCAGACCUCUGACCUGCACCAGGAGACACUGGGAGGUUUAGCCCCCAAACCCGCACAGAGCAGGACUGCAACCUGAGGAAAGAGCAAGGAUUUCAGGAGAGAGGCCUGUGACAAGUGAGGUGAGGGCUUUGGCGGGAUUGUCCUGGCGCCUGGAGUGUGAAGACCCCAGUGGGGGCCUGGCAGGGGCCCUGAAACGGGACAGUGAGGUCCUGCACUUGCUGGCCUGGGGUGGACAGAACCCAAGCCUGGGUAAAAUCCCCAGGGCCCCCUAAACCCCACACUUAGGAAGUCACUAGUCCUGACUUCAGUUUCUGAUGAGGAAGCCCCUCCCCUUCACCUUCAGCCUUUCCUCCCACCCUUCCAUAAAGUAAUUUGAUCCUCAAGAAUUUGUACCACACCUCAUUGGUCCCCGGCUAAUUCACCAAUUUACAAACAGCAGGAAGGAAAUAGAAAAGAGAAAUACACACUUCUGAGAAACUGAAACGACAGGGGAAAGGAGGGCUCACUGAGCACCGUCCCAGCAUCCGGACACCACAGCGGCCCUUCGCUCCACGCGGAAAACCACACUUCUCAAACCUUACUCAACACUUUCUUCCCCAAAGCCAGAAGAUGCACAAGGAGGAGCACGAGGUGACUGUGCUGGGGGCACCCCCCAGCACCAUCCUUCCAAGGUCCACUGUGAUCAACAUCCACAGCGAGAUCUCCGUGCCCGACCAUGUCGUCUGGUCCCUGUUCAACACCCUCUUCUUGAACUGGUGCUGUCUGGGCUUCAUAGCAUUCGCCUACUCUGUGAAGUCUAGGGACAGGAAGAUGGUUGGCGAUGUGACCGGGGCCCAGGCGUAUGCCUCCACCGCCAAGUGCCUGAACAUCUGGGCCCUGAUUCUGGGCAUCCUCAUGACCAUUGGAUUCAUCCUGUUACUGGUGUUUGGCUCUGUGACAGUCUACCAUGUUAUGUUACAGAUAGUACAUGAAAAACGGGGUUACUAGUAGCUGCCCAUAGCCUGCAACCCUUGUACUCCACUGUGCAAUGCUGGCCCUGCACGCUGGGGCUGUUGGCCCUGCCCCCUUGGUCCUGCCCCUAGAUACAGCAGUUUAUGCCCACACACCUGUCUACAGUGUCAUUCAAUAAAGUGCACGUGCUUGUGAUGA
Messenger RNA from Pongo pygmaeus (Bornean orangutan), 3557 nucleotides. RefSeq names its product interferon induced transmembrane protein 1 (gene IFITM1). The coding region runs from base 3018 to 3395 and encodes 125 amino acids. The record is from RefSeq and is a predicted model, not a curated record. Gene Ontology annotation, cellular component: plasma membrane. The transcript has 2 exons. Gene Ontology annotation, biological process: response to interferon-alpha; host-mediated suppression of symbiont invasion; type I interferon-mediated signaling pathway. Lineage: Eukaryota; Metazoa; Chordata; Mammalia; Primates; Hominidae.